GUGCCAACAAACUCUAAACUCUUGCCCUCCCCCCCUUCCCUCCUCCUCUCGCCUUCUUCACAUUCCUUUCACUCCUCCUUCCUUCCUUCCUACUUCUUCCUCUCCCUGACCAGAAUCCGAAAGCUCUCCCUCAACUACUCCUACUCCUACUCCUGCACCUUUCUCGCCUUUCGCAUUCCCUGCCGUCUUCUCUGAUCUUUAAAUGCAAUGGCGGAGCACAAUAUUAGACCCGCCAAGAGCAGGGUUCUCUAUGUCAGGAUGAAGUUCCUGCACAGACACUCUAGGUCACCCCAAGAACGCAGCUGCUUUCACUCUCAUUACAAAUGGGUUCUCUGGUUUUCCUUCUCACUUUACUUCUUCGCUUCCUAUCUCAUCGGCAGCGAUCCCCACGCUCAGCUCGGCUCUCUUCGCGCCACCCCUGUCUCCAACACCGAAUCCGCUCUCCUGUCCAGUGCCCUUUUCGAGUCCUCUCACAUGGCUCCCCGGCAGCCUCGAGCCCCUCUGGGUGCGUUGAAGAACCUGAAGAUUUUUGCCUACGAUUUGCCCCCGAAAUAUAACACCGAUUGGCUUUCCAACGAGAGGUGCAGCAGUCAUUUGUUUGCGUCCGAAGUGGCCAUUCACAGGGCCUUGUUGACGAGCGACGUGCGCACAUUUGACCCGUAUGAAGCUGACUUCUUCUUCGUGCCCGUCUACGUCUCCUGCAACUUCAGCACCGUCAAUGGUUUCCCCGCAAUUGGUCACGCGCGCGCUCUCAUCGCUUCCGCAGUGCAACUCGUCUCAUCCGAGUAUCAUUUUUGGAAUCGAAGCAGGGGGUCCGACCACGUGUUCGUCGCUUCUCACGACUUCGGUGCUUGUUUUCACACCCUGGAGGACGCGGCGAGUGCAGAUGGGAUACCAGAAAUCUUGAAGAACUCUGUUAUAUUACAGACAUUCGGUGUUCAAUACGAGCACCCAUGCCAGGACGUUGAGAAUGUGGUGAUACCACCCUACGUAUCGCCGGAAAGCUUGCGGAACACUCUGGAGAAAGCUCCGGUGAACGGAAGGCGAGACAUUUGGGUGUUUUUCAGGGGGAAAAUGGAGGUCCAUCCGAAGAACGUCAGCGGACGGUUUUACAGCAAGCGCGUGCGGACGGCGAUAUGGCGGAGAUACAACGGCGACAGGAGGUUUUACCUACGGCGGCACAGAUUUGCGGGCUACCGGUCAGAGAUUGCCCGGUCAGUGUUCUGCCUGUGCCCGCUGGGGUGGGCCCCGUGGAGCCCUCGGCUGGUCGAAUCAGUGGCGUUGGGCUGCGUGCCGGUGAUAAUCGCGGACGGGAUUCGGCUGCCGUUUGGAUCGGCGGUGAGGUGGGGGGAGAUAUCGGUGACGGUGGCGGAGAAGGACGUGGGGAGGCUUGGGGAGAUACUGGAGGAGGUGGCGGCGACGAAUCUGAGCAAGAUCCAGAGGAAACUGUGGGACCCGAGCACGAAGCGGGCCCUGCUGUUCAACAAUGAGAUGAGAGAAGGCGACGCCACGUGGCAGGUGAUGGUGGCGUUGAGCGAGAAGUUGGACAGGUCCUACAGGAGGUCGAGGGUUUCAGGCCAAUUGGAGAGCGACACGUAAUGUGGAAAGAGGGGUCUUUCCAACGUGGAUAGGGGCUCAGCGCGGCGCAUGAUGGAAGACAGCUGGAAUACUUCGGGGGAAGGGAGAGAAGGAAUUUUGGGGAUAGAGGUGGGACGCAGAGUAGCAGAGGAAGGGAUUUGAUUGGAGGGGUAUGCGGUUUGUCAGAGAAAAAGUUGACCACAGUCAUAAAGUAGAGGAGAAAUAUCAUCGAAUUUAAGAAUGGAGAUGGCCAAAAGCUGUAAACCGUGAACAAGAUGAUUUUUGGGUGUUAUUUUUUUUGUAAAUAAUAAAAAUAGAGGAAAGGUGAAAUUCUUUUUGGAGAUGGAAAUAUUAAAUAAAAGAAGAAGGGGCUGAAAUGGCAGAGGUGUAUUGCGUGCGGGAGGUAGCCCGGGGGGGGGGGCUCAGGUGUCAGUAGUCACGGGUACGGUAUGGGUCUCCUGGAUCCAAUACACACGCUCCAGUCCAACCCCAUUCAAGAGCAGCUUUUGUGGAUGAAAUGGAUUUGAAUGUACAAUUCCCAUUAGGUUUAAUUCCCAUCGGUUAAAGUACAAUUCGGAUCAAUUAGAUUUACAAACCUCAUCAUGGACGCUAUUGGCCUUCGCUCAUCCGGUAUGUUUCAUUUGUAGAUUAAAAAUGAAAAAAAAGGGACCCUAUGAUCAAUCUCAGUCUUUUCGUUUGUCCUGUUACGUGUUUUCCCCCAAAGUUUGAAUGUGAAUGUUCCCUGUUGCGAAAAAGGAAUAUUUAAUGACAAAAACAAUUAAAAUGUGA
Prosopis cineraria is the source of this 2367-nucleotide messenger RNA. RefSeq names its product probable glucuronoxylan glucuronosyltransferase IRX7. Lineage: Eukaryota; Viridiplantae; Streptophyta; Magnoliopsida; Fabales; Fabaceae. Gene Ontology annotation, molecular function: glycosyltransferase activity. The coding region runs from base 208 to 1599 and encodes 463 amino acids. The record is from RefSeq and is a predicted model, not a curated record. The transcript has 4 exons.